CCUCCCUUAAAACCAAAGCCUCACGAACCUACUAAGCUUAGCCAAUAACCAUCUAGGAAGGAAAAUAAAUGGGCUGGCUUGAAUGAAUGAAACGCGAAGCGCCAACCCUCCACUUUUACUCUGCUUAUUGCUAAUUUGCGCCAUCGUCGCCUCCCGCCCUCCCCUCGCCCACGCCGGUGCCGGUUACAGUAAGAUCGACGAGAUCUCCUGUUCCAGUCGCCGGCGAAUCAUGUCCAAAUCUCGCGUUUAUACUGACGUCAACGUUCUUCGUCCCAAGCAGUACUGGGAUUACGAGUCUCUCGCUGUUCAAUGGGGUGAUCAAGAUGAUUAUGAGGUUGUUCGAAAAGUUGGAAGGGGAAAAUACAGUGAGGUUUUCGAGGGCAUAAAUGUCAACAACAAUGAGCGUUGUAUAAUAAAGAUCCUCAAGCCUGUCAAGAAAAAAAAGAUUAAGAGGGAGAUUAAAAUCCUUCAGAAUCUAUGUGGUGGCCCGAAUAUUGUUAAACUUCUCGAUGUUGUAAGAGAUCAGCACUCAAAAACACCAAGCUUGAUAUUUGAGUAUGUCAACAGUACAGAUUUCAAAGUUCUCUACCCAACUUUGACUGACUAUGACAUUCGCUACUAUAUAUAUGAACUUCUCAAGGCAUUAGAUUAUUGCCAUUCACAAGGAAUAAUGCAUAGAGAUGUCAAGCCUCACAAUGUCAUGAUAGAUCAUGAGCUGCGCAAACUUCGCUUGAUAGAUUGGGGACUUGCUGAAUUUUACCAUCCUGGCAAAGAGUAUAAUGUUCGUGUGGCUUCUCGGUACUUUAAAGGGCCCGAGCUUCUGGUAGAUUUGCAGGACUACGAUUAUUCCUUGGACAUGUGGAGCCUUGGUUGUAUGUUUGCAGGAAUGAUAUUCCGGAAGGAACCAUUCUUCUAUGGCCAUGAUAACUAUGAUCAACUAGUUAAAAUCGCCAAGGUACUAGGGACUGAUGAGUUAAAUGCAUAUUUGAACAAGUACCAUUUAGAGUUGGAUCCUCAACUUGAUGCACUUGUUGGAAGGCACAGCCGUAAACCUUGGUCCAAAUUCAUUAAUGCGGAUAAUCAGCAUCUUGUUUCUCCAGAGGCAAUUGAUUUUCUUGAUAAGUUGCUGCGGUACGAUCAUCAAGACAGGCUAACUGCAAGAGAAGCCAUGGCCCAUCCUUACUUCUCUCAAGUCAGGGCAGCAGAAAGCAGCAGGAUGCGAACUCAGUAACCGGGUACACUCUGGGUUCCUUUGUAAAUCAAUCCAGACUUUUGGACAGAUAUGUUGUGUUUAAAUGUUACAUAAAAACUACAUAAUUCUAAUGACUGCCAUCGUCAGUUUUAGGAAAGGUGAUUUACCAUCAUUAUUAGCCAUUUGCCCGGAGUAACUUUUUAUCUAAGAAUAUAGACCAUACAGUUUUUUUCA
This is a messenger RNA of Gossypium raimondii (Peruvian cotton), 1426 nucleotides long. Its product is annotated as casein kinase II subunit alpha-2. The coding region runs from base 83 to 1231 and encodes 382 amino acids. The transcript is spliced from 10 exons. Gene Ontology annotation, molecular function: ATP binding; protein serine/threonine kinase activity. The record is from RefSeq and is a predicted model, not a curated record. Gene Ontology annotation, cellular component: protein kinase CK2 complex; cytosol; nucleus. NCBI's taxonomy places the organism in Eukaryota, Viridiplantae, Streptophyta, Magnoliopsida, Malvales, Malvaceae. Gene Ontology annotation, biological process: protein phosphorylation.